Odontomachus brunneus is the source of this 1473-nucleotide messenger RNA. Its product is annotated as odorant receptor Or1-like. The transcript has 6 exons. NCBI's taxonomy places the organism in Eukaryota, Metazoa, Arthropoda, Insecta, Hymenoptera, Formicidae. Gene Ontology annotation, cellular component: plasma membrane. The coding region runs from base 349 to 1473 and encodes 374 amino acids. Gene Ontology annotation, molecular function: olfactory receptor activity; odorant binding. Gene Ontology annotation, biological process: detection of chemical stimulus involved in sensory perception of smell; sensory perception of smell. The record is from RefSeq and is a predicted model, not a curated record.
UGAAUUAUUGCUGAAUUAUUACUGAAUUAUUGCAAUUUGUCGGAACAUAAAGUCAUAUUUAUUGUAUAAUAUACAAUUUGCAUUCUAAAAAUGUAGCUGGGUAAGAUAUCAUUUCAUGCAUUACAUCGUAUCACAACAGUAUUAUCAUCCAUCGGGGACAAUAUUGAUUAUUCGAUGUUACUAUAAUUAUAUGUCUACCGAACAUGAAGAAAGAAAUUGAACGAGUGGUGCUGUGAACAGAAAGACGCGUAAAGUAGCUAUAGACGUUCUUUGAUGUGGCUGCUGGAAUUGUUUUCGAUUAUUGGUGUUCGAAAUUGACGACAGAUCGCUUGAUACUUUUUUUUCAACAUGAAACAGGAAGGCGAAAAAAUGCGAAUCAUGCAAUUUCCGCUGGUAACCCUUACGAUCGCCGGGUGCUGGCCACCGAGUUCCUGGUCUACGUUUUGCAAACGAACAGUGUACAAUGUGUAUACGAUUAUUGUGACCUUGCUACUAUUCACUUUCAUGGUGCCGCAAUUCAUGGACAUUGUCCUGAAUGUCGACAAUGCUGACGAUUUCACGGAUACUUUCUACGUUAUGUUAGCUAUGGUUAUCGCUGUCUGUAAGAUGCUCGGCUUGUUGCUAAAUCGUAAGAAUAUCGAGAUGUUAACACACACGUUGGUCGAGAAGCCAUUUAAGCCGCUGGGACCGGACGAAAUCGAAAUUCGACAAAAAUUCAAUAACUUGAUACAAAACAAAGCUAUGGUGUAUACGUUUAUGAUCGAGACAACGUGCGCGAGUAUGGGUCUGACGUCCUUGCUGACGGAAUUUCGAAAUGGAAAUUUGGCCUAUAGAGAGUGGAUACCGUAUGACUAUUAUUCUUCCGACAUAUUAUUUUACAUCACGUAUUUUCAUCAAAUGAUAAGUUUGACGGCUGCGUCCAUCGUAAAUGUCGCCUGCGACAACGUGAUCUGUGGAUUGUUGUUACAUAUCUGUUGCCAGAUCGAGAUCUUGGAAUGUCGGCUGAAAAAAUCUUUGCGCAACCAAAGUGACUUCGGCGAAUGCGUAUAUCUACACAAUCGCAUCUACAAGUUUUCAUACGCAAUGAACAAAAAUUUCAAGUUCAUCAUUGCCGGUCAAUUUAUAGUGAGUACACUCGUGGUGUGCUCCAGUUUAUAUCGACUGGCAAAAACAGAAUUAAGUGCAAAAUAUAUUCCGUUGGCGUUGUACACAAUCUGUAUGCUGAUACAAAUUCUUAUCUACUGUUGGUAUGGAAACGAAGUGAGACUAAAGAGCAUUCAAUUUGCCGAUCAAAUCUUUGACAUGGACUGGCUGGCAUUAGACAAGAAAACGAAAGAAAAUCUUAUAAUGAUCAUGAACCGUUCUUUGAUACCUAUCGAGUUUUCCAGUGCUCAUAUUCUUAUGAACCUCGAGUCUUUUGGGAAGCUUCUUAAGGUAUCAUAUUCAAUAUAUAAUGUACUUCAAAUUAUGUAA